Messenger RNA from Rhizophagus irregularis DAOM 181602=DAOM 197198, 384 nucleotides. The record is from RefSeq and is a predicted model, not a curated record. NCBI's taxonomy places the organism in Eukaryota, Fungi, Glomeromycota, Glomeromycetes, Glomerales, Glomeraceae.
AUGUCCAACUGUACUUGCCAGUCAAGAGAAAUUGAAUGGAAGAAGAAAAAAAUUGAACGUGACUAUACAGUAGAUUUUUGCCAUAAGCCACUUACACAAAAAGGUGCCACAAAACAAAAGGUUGCAUUGGAAAUAGAAUUUCUCAACUGGUUUUUUGUCAAUGCUUCUCCACAUAUCGAACUUUCACCAACCCCAAACAUUAAUGGUGGAAAUGAAAAACGUUUGCAUAUACGAAACAUUAACGCUCGAGGGGAUGCCAACGGCCAGUUCGGUUCAGUUUCGGUUUUAAAACUGCAGUUUUCAACCAAAACCGAACCGACCGCAAAACCGACCGAUAAAACUGAACUACAAAACCGAUUGCAAAAAUACUGCAAACCCGAAUAA